Molecule: messenger RNA, 807 nt
Organism: Epithele typhae
Lineage: Eukaryota; Fungi; Basidiomycota; Agaricomycetes; Polyporales; Epitheliaceae
Exons: 2
Coding region: 1-807 (268 amino acids)
Source: RefSeq, a predicted model, not a curated record
AUGGCCUCAGUGCCGAACCUCCCGCAACCACACUCGGCAACCCGCGAGUCUUCGCUCGCUCGGCGUGACGAGCCUCCCCUUCCUGCAUCAUGGCUUGAUUCCGUCACGAAAGCGAUUGUAGGGUCAGGCCAGGCCGAUGCACGAGUUGGUGGACCCAUCGCGCGAUCUUCAAGCCGUGCAACCAAUGCUACGACACGGCCAUCCAGGCCCAGCAAACUUUCCGUCGCCAACUCUACACCGAAGGCAGCUCGGGGUUCAUCCGUUUUACCCCCUGGCGCCUCCCUCUACCCCAGCCGUCCACAGACCGCUCCCAGCACUGUCAACGCGGCGCAUGUCAUGUGCAGGUCUGCACCGGGUUCUCGCUCGAAUUCUCGAGCCGGGGAUCGCGUACCUGGAAGCGUGGUCGGGUCUCUCCGCCACAAAGACCGUCAAGCACGUGGAAGACGUGGGUCCCGAGGCGGUCAUAUAGAUCGGGUCCCUUCCCUCGCGUCGACUCGAGUGGAGGACGAUGCACUUGCCAACAUGUACUGGGUGGACGGUCGACGCGUCUCAGUCAUCCACCACGACGACGGAGCGUAUGACGUCUUCGACUCGGACGACGAAGACGGCGAGCUUGAUCUGGCCCGACUUCUCGUUCCAGCUAAGCGCCAGUAUUCCAUCCUUAACGACGAGCCACAACGCGGCCGCAGCCACCAAGUAGUCAUAGAUGACGCGGAUGGAUACCCCACCUUCCAGCGGACGGAGAGUCUCAAGCGACGGCGAGGCCUUCCAGGAGGAUGGGGCGCGGCGGGGAGCAGCCGCUCAUAG